AUGGCCAGAAAAAAUUAUUCUGCAGUGACUGAGUUUGUCCUUGUGGGAUUAACAGAUGAACCAGAACUUCAGCUGCCUCUCUUCCUCCUAUUUCUAGGGAUCUAUGUGGUCAGUGUACUGGGAAACCUCGGUUUGGUCCUCAUAAUCACUUUUAAUUCCAAGCUCCACACUCCCAUGUACUUUUUUCUUGGUAAUUUGGCAUGCAUCGAUUUCUUUUAUUCCUCAGUUGUUACCCCCAAACUCCUGGGAAACUUUGUAUUGGAGCAAAAUAUUAUUUCCUACCCUGCAUGCAUGACACAACUUUUUUUCUAUUGUGAUUUUGCAAUUGCUGAGUGCUACAUGCUGACUGCCAUGGCAUAUGAUAGAUACGUAGCUAUCUGUAGUCCAUUGCAUUACAAUGUCACCAUGUCCCAAAAGGUCUGCAGUGUGCUGGUGACUGGAGUCUAUAGUAUGGCAACUGUUGGAGCUAUGGCCUACACUAUGUCCAUAAUCAGACUCUCCUUCUGCGGGGACAAUGUCGUCCACCAUUACUUCUGUGACAUAGUUCCUCUCCUAAGGCUCUCCUGCUCCAGUACCUCCAUCAGUGAGUUUCUGGUAAUACUUCUAGGUGGAUUUAAUGCACUGGCAACAAUUAUGGCUAUCAUCAUCUCUUAUGUCUUCAUACUCAUCAGCAUUCUUCGAAUACCAUCAGCUGAAGGCAGGUCCAAAGCCUUUAGUACCUGUGGUUCUCAUCUCACAGCUGUUGGGGUCUUUUAUGGAUCCAUGAUAGUCAUGUAUUUCAAGCCAGCAUCCAGCAGCAACAUGGCACAGGAGAAGGUGGCCUCUGUGUUCUACAGCACAGUCAUCCCCAUGCUGAAUCCCUUGAUUUACAGCUUGAGAAAUAAGGAUGUAAAGAAUGUGCUGAGAAAAGUCAUUGGAAUGAGGUAUGGAACACACCAGGGUAGUAGUCAAGACCACUAA
Molecule: messenger RNA, 960 nt
Organism: Choloepus didactylus (southern two-toed sloth)
Lineage: Eukaryota; Metazoa; Chordata; Mammalia; Pilosa; Megalonychidae
Product: olfactory receptor 151-like
Exons: 1
Coding region: 1-960 (319 amino acids)
Biological process (GO): G protein-coupled receptor signaling pathway; sensory perception of smell
Cellular component (GO): membrane
Molecular function (GO): olfactory receptor activity; odorant binding; G protein-coupled receptor activity
Source: RefSeq, a predicted model, not a curated record